AUGUUUCCCGAAGUGCUCCGCCGCCGCCGUCAAGCUGCUCCCUAUAAACACGCAGCAGUUUUCUCAGCCGGUCUUUGUCCACGAACCGCCUCCUGACGACGCGUUUCCCUUCCGUGUGAUGCUGGACGCAGACAUGGAUGACUUCGCCGCUUUGCGUCAUGGCGGAAGUCAAAACUUGGACUAAAGUGUGACAUUGACGAGGCAGCGGCAAAGCAUCCCUGCCCGGCGCGCGGGCAGCAUCACAUGUGGCGGAGGGCUAGCUGCGCUCGAGGAGUCCUUUACGACACUGCGUCCGGCGGAGCCCGCCGCUCUUCCUCGAGCUAAAGAUGCUAUUCGGUGUGUCACACCGCCGCGGAGGCGCUGAGGUGGCCCGGUAACCGCGGCGGAACCACUCCAUACAAUGUUCUGGACCUUUGGAACUAGUUAACGCCGGCUCACAUCUCACCACUCAAACAGACGAAGGCAGCUCUCCUUCUGUCAGGAGCUCCAAUCAGCGAUGGCGUCCCCGGACUCGCCCCCUUUGGUCUCUCCAUCGCCGUGCCCCCCUCCCCCUCCAUCGCUCCCGUCCUCUCCCGUGCGGUCCUCCCCGGCCCCGUCCUCCUCCUCCUCCCUCCCCGCCCCGCCCUCGCUGCCUCCGACGGGGGAGGUGAUGGUGCUGGCUCUGGGCAGGAAGAAGCAGCGGGUGCUGAUUGCGCUCUCCAUCCUCCCCAACCUCUUCCUGGCCUUCCUGCUCUCCUCCGACCCCCUCCUCACGCUCUCCCCCGACCACCACUGCCACCUGCCCGGGCCCCCGCCCUCCCUGGAGACGCUGAAUGCCACCCUGCCGUGGGAGAAGGGCCAGAAGUCCAAAGAAGGGGGCGUGUCCCAGUGUAAGCAGUACACCAACAGCAGCCAGAGCGCUGUGACGGACUGUGAGGGGGGGUGGGACUACAACGUCACAGAGGGACUGAAGAACAACAUCGUUACCGAGUGGGAUCUGGUGUGUGGUCGGUACUGGCUGGUCCCGGUGGAGGAGGUGUGUUUCAUCCUGGGUGUCCUCACCGGCUGCCUGGCUUUUGGCUUCACAGCUGACCGGUUGGGCCGGUCCAAAACCCUGCUGAUCUCCCUGACUCUGUCGGUGGUGUUUGGGGUGCUGGUGUGCGUCUCUCCCUACCCGUCUGUCUUCAUUGUUAUGCGGUUCUGCCUGGCAGCUGCAAGCGCCGGAGUUUAUGUCACUCUUUAUGUGUCCCGUCUGGAGCUGUGCGAGCCGUCCGUCCGGCUGGUGGCGACCAUGUUGGCUGGACUGAUGACGUGGGCUGGAGAGCUGCUGCUGCUGGCCGUGGCCCUCGGCUGUCAGACCUGGAGGGGUCUGCUUGGAGUCGGAGUCGCUCCUUUAACGCUGUUCCUCAGCUACGGCGUUCCUGGUGUGUUUCCAGAGUCUCCUCGCUGGCUCCUCCUAUCCGAGCGGUCUGCAGACAUGAACUCCUUCAGCGAGAGGAGAAACUCCAGCAGAGAUGUGAGGGAGGACGAGAGCUUCACAGAGCUGGAUUCAGAGCCCGCCCCCUCGGCUCGCCCUCACCUGUCCCUCCCCGAGCUCUUGCACAGCAGGAACAUCUGGAAGAACAUGUGUGUGCUUGGCUUCACCUCAUUCAUCUCUCACGGCAUUAGUCACUGUUACAGCUCGUUCCGAGGUGAUGUCAGAGGCACCGCCCCCAGCUUCUACUGGACCUACCUGCUGUCCGUGUGUGCAGGGGGAGGGGCUUGGCUGUUGCUCUGGGCGACCGUAGACAGGUGUGGUCGCCGUGGCAUCCUGCUGCUGUCCAUGACGAUGACGGGCCUGGCUUCUUUGAUCCUCCUCGGCCUCAUGGAGUAUCUGAGUGAAACGGCGAUCACCAUCUUCUCGGUGCUGGGGCUCUUCUCUUCCCAAGCCACAGCCUCUGUGUGCAUCCUCUUCACCGCAGAGAUCAUGCCCACCAUCAUCAGGGGUAGUGGCGUUGGAGCCGUGCUGGCUCUGGGCUGUGUGGGCCGCCUGAGCUCGCCGAUCAUGGACCUGCGAAACCACUACGGCUACUUCCUGCACCACGUCAUCUACUCCUCGCUGGCGCUGCUUGCCGUGCUCUCCAUCCUGCUCCUGCCUGAGAGCAAGAGGAAGCCGCUGCCCCAGACGCUGGCGGACGGCGAGCAGUACAGGCGGCCGCCGCUGGGCAGGAGGCGGCGGGACAAUGUGCCGCUGCUGGCCACCCCAAACCCAGAGACCUGAAGGAGCCGUCAGCGCUGCGACGGAAUGAGCUCACACGGGUCGUCCUCUACCAGAACCUGUAACAUCUCCACGCCGGGAGAGACUCUAAAAGGAAAGAAAAGGGCUGAGACAAACUCCAAGCUUCUUACAUAUCAUCCUCCAGUCAUUCCAGAGGCAGACGGCGCCACAGACGAACAGAUUAGUGUUUGUUCUUCAGUAAACCUUCAUCUCACUGUGUUCUCUCGUUACGACACCAGCAUUCUCCGCUGACCUCCAUCCCGUCCGCUGUGGAGAUUAGAAGAUGUUCUUAGCGUUUGUCUUGACUUACAUUAGAGCAUAUUUUGCUGUUCUUCUGUGGGCAUCUAAUCAAAAAGUGCUUUGACAAGAGCAAAAUAGAAUUUUUGUAUAGUUUUCUGUACCUUUUAGUAACAACUUGUGGUGCACAGGCAGAGGGAAGCAGUUCUCUGACACGUAACUUUGGAGCUAAUCGUAAGAUGUCCUGUAAAUAACGUAAGCUCUAGUUUCUUCAACUUUAUUCGGCAUUCCCAGACGCCGAGGCUCAACCCAUUUAGGCUAUGCAGUUUUGGGAGCACUUUUUUAUUUUCCCUUUUGAAGGUAGAAGCUUGUUUGACCAAAGGCCUGAAAUUGAAGGGAAGUCAUUUUGAUCAGUCAGAAAGGUUCAGCGUUUCCACUGUUAGUCCAGUUUCCUGAAUCUGGCCUGGAGCCAGCAGUAUUUAUAAUCUUAUUUAUGUUGUUAUUAAUCACUAAUUUAUCCCGAGUGUUUUUAAGAUCAACUCUUCAUCGACUUAGUUCUGUCUCUGACCCCAUAAUUAUGUUUACUGUUGGUGGGAGGGGCCUGAUGAGUUUGCUCCCUAACCAGGAAGUGAAGAGGGGCCCCCAGCUCCUCCUAUUUCUUUUAAUGUUUCAAAAUAAAAGCAUGACAGAAUGAGUCGCAGCCUCUCAGAGGCCGGCUGGUGGCGUUUCACUGCUUUUUUAGUGCUAAGAUAAAAAGUCUGAUGGAAGCUAACAUGAUCAUCUUUGCUGACGACUUUAGUUUAUAAAUGUUAUCACUAAUUAUGUCUUAUUAUUGUCUGAUAACACCAAGCAUCUGUUGAAUGAUGAGUUCAGUUUAAUGUUAUAGCCUGAUUUCCUGUACAAUAAAAGUGGGACAGUUAAGAGGAGUUGAGUGUUUUUAUUUGGUGAAAAUUAUGGAUGUGUCAGAGUGACAGAAUGAAUAAAAAGACAACAUCCUUUGAAA
Messenger RNA from Oryzias melastigma (Indian medaka), 3476 nucleotides. RefSeq names its product solute carrier family 22 member 17 (gene slc22a17). The coding region runs from base 497 to 2239 and encodes 580 amino acids. Gene Ontology annotation, molecular function: transmembrane transporter activity. The record is from RefSeq and is a predicted model, not a curated record. Lineage: Eukaryota; Metazoa; Chordata; Actinopteri; Beloniformes; Adrianichthyidae. Gene Ontology annotation, biological process: transmembrane transport. The transcript has 10 exons. Gene Ontology annotation, cellular component: membrane.